This is a messenger RNA of Linum tenue, 948 nucleotides long. Lineage: Eukaryota; Viridiplantae; Streptophyta; Magnoliopsida; Malpighiales; Linaceae. The record is from the annotation of a GenBank genome assembly.
AUGCUCCUCUCGGCCCUCCUUCUCUUCACUUCCACGUCAGAAGCCCAGCUUUCGAGCAACUUCUACGACUCAACCUGCCCCACCGCCCUCACCACCAUCCGCGCCGGCAUCGAGGCCGCCGUCCAAACCGAGCAGCGGAUGGCCGCCUCCUUGAUCCGGCUCCACUUCCACGACUGCUUCGUCCAGGGCUGCGAUGCCUCCAUCCUCCUCGACGACACUUCCUCCAUCACCAGCGAAAAAACCGCCCGCCCCAACGCCAACUCCGUCCGCGGCUACGAAGUCAUCGACGACGUCAAGUCCCAGCUCGAAUCCCAAUGCCCCGGCAUCGUCUCGUGCGCUGACAUCGUUGCUGUUGCGGCCCGCGACGCGUCCGAAGCAGUAAAUGGUCCCACGUGGACGGUCAACCUGGGAAGGAGGGAUUCGACCGAUGCCAGCAGGGCUGGUGCAGAAUCCGACCUCCCCGGGUUCAACGACCCGCUCGACAGGCUGGUCGAGCGGUUCGACGCAAAGGGGCUGAGCGCUAGGGACAUGGUGGCUCUCUCCGGGUCCCACACCAUCGGGCAGGCAAGGUGUGCCACGUUCCGCGGCAGGAUUUACGGAAACGGUUCCGAUAUUGACGCCGACUUUGCCGCGACGAGGAGAGGGCAGUGCCCCUCGGUUGCCGGGGAUGGAAACAAUAAUCUGGCGCCGUUGGAUUUGGUGACGCCCAACUCAUUUGACAAUAAUUAUUUCAGGAAUCUGAUGGAGAGGAGAGGGCUGCUUCAGUCUGACCAGGUGUUGUUCAGCGGUGGGUCAACGGACAGUAUUGUGGAUGAGUACAGUAGGGAUGCCAGCGCUUUCAAUUCUGAUUUUGCCGCCGCCAUGGUCAGGAUGGGCGAUAUAGAGCCGUUGACGGGUUCUCGGGGAGAAGUCCGGCGGGUUUGCACCGCCGUCAACGCCGCAGCUUGA